This is a messenger RNA of Mesorhabditis spiculigera, 321 nucleotides long. The record is from the annotation of a GenBank genome assembly. NCBI's taxonomy places the organism in Eukaryota, Metazoa, Nematoda, Chromadorea, Rhabditida, Rhabditidae.
AUGGCCAAGCACCAUCCCGAUCUCAUCUUUUGUCGGAAGCAACCGGGAGUGGCUAUAGGGCGACUGUGCGAGAAAUGUGAUGGGCGGUGCAUCAUCUGCGACUCCUUUGUACGCCCCGCCACCUUGGUCCGUAUUUGUGAUGAGUGCAAUUACGGAAGCUUCCAGAACCGAUGCAUCAUUUGCGGUGGCCCUGGAAUCAAUGACGCCUACUACUGCAAGGAAUGCACGAUCCAGGAGAAGGACAGGGACGGAUGCCCGAAGAUUGUGAACGUCGGAAGCGCCAAAACGGACAUGUUCUACGAGCGGAAGAAGUACAAUAAA